GGAUUCUUUAGAUUUUUAUCAUACACACAUUUUUUCCCCUUUUGUUCAUAUAUACUUUUUAAGAUUUGAUCUUUGUGUUUUCUUGAUAUAUUUUUUAUCUCAAUGAUCAACAAAUCUAACGAAUUCAUUCGCCGGAUUUUGAAUUUUCCGGCUAUUCGUCCUGGUGAAACAGUGUGUUUUUCUAGCCUUGUUUCAUCUUUGAUCCAAUUAGGCCAAACAAUAUGUGAAUACAAGUCAAGAACUUUUUAUACAAAUAAGAAGAAUGUUAGGAAUUCGAUUCGUUUAAUUGAGGAUAUUCUCAUUGUUCUUAAAGAAAUCCCAAAUGGGGUUUCAAGAUUUGCUAAUUCAAGUAUUGUGAGCUUAUCUGAGAUUCAUUUUAUCUUCCACAAGUUUCAUUUCUUGUUAGAUGAUUGUAGCAGAGAAGAUUCAAGAAUAUGGAUUUUAGCGAAAUCCGAGGAUGUCUCUUGCCAGUUUCAGAUGCUGGCAAGAGCUGUUGCUGUGGCACUUGAUGCUCUUCCCUUGAAGGAAAUGGAUGUUUCUGUGGACGGUCAAGAAGUGGUUGAGUUUGUGAAGAAUCAAGCUGUUAAGUUGAAGUUUGAAGUGGAAAUGGAUGAUGUGAGAAUGCAAGUGAAUGUUUUGAAGAUUUUGGAUCAACUUGAAGAUGGAAUUGUUCCUGAAUCACAUGAUCUGAAAAGGGUUCUUGAUUAUUUAGGGAUUCGUUUGCUCACUAAAACAAGCAUUUUUAACAGGUCUUGUUUGGUGGAAGCUGGUGUAAUCCCACCUCUUCUGAAUCUUGUUACUUCAAGGGAUUCUUCUUGUCAAGAGAAUUCAAUGGCUACUCUGCUGAACCUCUCAAAGAACUCUAAAUGCAAAAGCACAAUUGUUGGAAAUGGAGGUUUGUUCUUGAUACUUGAUGUGUUGAAAGGAGGGCUAAAGAUGGAAGCUCGACAGCACGCAGCUGGUACAUUAUUCUACCUUACAUCAGUAGAAGAGUACCGUAAAAUGAUGGGAGAAAAUCCAGAGUUCAUUCCAUCACUUUUGGAGUUGCUAAGAAAUGGCACUGACAGAGGAAAAAAGAAUGCCUUGGUCACCAUUUUUGGCCUCCUAAUGCGCCCCGAAAACCACUGGAGAGUGAUUGCUGCUGGAUUAGUCCCCUUGGUGGUUAAUCUGUUGAAAUCUUUCGAAAGGGAAGAUCUCAUUACAGAUUCUUUAGCAGUUUUAACAACGCUUUCUGAAAGGCUAGACGGAGCAAUGGCUGUUCUUUAUGCUGGAGCUUUGCCUAUUAUUGUCAAUGUUCUAAGUUCUUGCAAUUCAAGGGCAUCAAAAGAGUACUGUGUCUCAUUGUUGCUGGCUUUGUGUAUCAAUGGUGGAGCAGAUGCAGUUCCUGUUUUAGUAAAGAACUCAUCUCUCAUGGGACCGUUAUAUUCCCUCCUGGCUGAAGGCAACUCAAAAGCAAGCAAGAAAGCUAGUACACUCAUCAGAAUCUUGCACGAGUACAACGAGAAGACCUCAUCUGGCUUGAUCACUCCAGUUUUUAUAGAGGAUCAAUUCAUUAAUGUAUGGUAAUUAUUUACAAGCAUCCAACAUGUAUAUAUACACCAUGGUGUAGGAUGCUUUAGUGUCAUUUUCCUUUACUGGUGAUAUCGGCUCAAGUUUUUAAGAGCUAGUCACACUACACUGCUGCAGCUUCUGGUUUUUUGAAUGAAGCUUUGUAUAGUUUUACUUGUAUCUCUAUACUUUCUGAUGUUAAUGUGAAUUGUUGUUAAUGUAAACAUCAAUCGUUGUAAUCUUCGACUAAAUAAUAAGCAUUAUCUUAUCUGAA
Messenger RNA from Solanum tuberosum (potato), 1822 nucleotides. Its product is annotated as U-box domain-containing protein 18. The record is from RefSeq and is a predicted model, not a curated record. NCBI's taxonomy places the organism in Eukaryota, Viridiplantae, Streptophyta, Magnoliopsida, Solanales, Solanaceae. Gene Ontology annotation, molecular function: protein binding.